This is a messenger RNA of Acanthaster planci (crown-of-thorns starfish), 1610 nucleotides long. Its product is annotated as echinoidin-like. The record is from RefSeq and is a predicted model, not a curated record. NCBI's taxonomy places the organism in Eukaryota, Metazoa, Echinodermata, Asteroidea, Valvatida, Acanthasteridae.
GUUAAGGCCAAAGCUUUCAAUUCCCGUUCUAUAAGCUUAUCGCAUCAUUGACCAAGCCUUCGGUACUGACAGAUGCUCUUGAUAGCUUCCCAACCAAUAAAUUUUGUCGUUUUCCUCACUUGAAUUAUGCCCUUGUUGUGGGCGGAUAUUUCUUGUCACGGGGAGACGAUUUCUAAAAGCCGAGCACGGCCUCCAUCCUAGGUGAGAUCGUGUCGCUGGGAAGUGGUGCAGGCUAAGGGUGCGCAUAACCAAUGACUUAAAAGGGGGAUAUUGUUAUAUUAGUGGGAGGGGGAGAUAGUCCCCACCCCCGGGAUCUCCACUCAUGGCCUUUGUCACGUCAACAGACAUCUCUUGAAAUUCUAAUAAAUUCUGUUCCAUACCACCCACGGCCCUUCAUAAUCUUCCGGGGGUGGGUAGGUCGUAGACGUAUUAUGUGAGUGGUGACCCUAACCACAUCAAUGCCCUCUAAGUUAUUGACAAUUAUAUGAGCACAUUUUUAGAUUACAAUAUAAAACAGAUAACAGUGUAAAAUAAAUUAGCUGAUGAGAUGAACACCUGUGAAACGCAAGAACUAACCGAAACGAUACAGGUUGUCUCGCUUACGUUCGUUAUUUCCACCCAUCGUGUCAGUCAAGUUCAACUGUUUCAGGCAUCAUGAAUAAGAUCGUCCCAACGCUCCUACUGAAGGCGUUUCUGGUCACCUCGUCUCUAGCCUACUACGGCACCCCACCCACCACAGACUCCACCUGCCCAGUCUUCUUUACCGGAUUUGGCGACUCCUGUUACCGUUUCUUCGGCGACGCUCUCCCGUGGCGCGAAGCCGAGGCCCGGUGCCAGCGCUAUUUCUCGCCUGUGGGGACUCAAGGUCAUCUUGCGUCCAUUCACAGCUACGCUGAGAAUGCCUUCGUCUACGAGCUCUGGAGGAGUUCUAAGAUUGUGCCGUCUGACAUGAUCAGCAACUACAACAGAUUUGACUCAGUCUGGAUCGGCAUGAACGAUCUUGAGGUUGAGGGUAACUAUCGCUGGAGCGACGGGAGUGCUGUCAAGUACAGGAAAUGGGCCGACGCGGAGCCCAACGACACCAUCGCCAAGGACGACUGCGUGCACAUGAUGGACAUCCUCGGACGAGGCGUCCCAGGGGAGUGGAACGAUAUCGACUGUAACCAUGACAACGGCCUGCCAUUCAUCUGCAAGCUUAAGUUGACAAAAUAUUAGCGACUAUGACAUGGUUGUGACAAAUGUUUGACUGAGGCGAUCUAAGAUAAAAAACCUGGUGAAUUGAAGCUUCUAAACAAAAUGCCAUAUUCCAGCGAGAGUUGGUAUUUUCAUUUUCAGCUCUAAUUAGAAUACCCUUGAUAAUGCCUGUCACAUAAUGUCAUCGUCAUCAACCGGGUGUGUAUGACUUUAAAGGAGGGGCGUGGCCAUAAUUUUUAAGAAUGUCUACAUAGAUACUCAACUGCAGAAUCAAUUAAGAAAAACCGUACUUUUUGUCAAAUAUGAUCUUUGAACUUAAAGGAUUUGAACAAUUUUCUUGUAUAAUUACUAACCAUCUUUUAAUUUAUAAAUCUAAGUACCGUUUGCAUUUUUGACACAUUAAAUAUUUUUUAUUC